Striga hermonthica is the source of this 2634-nucleotide messenger RNA. The record is from the annotation of a GenBank genome assembly. NCBI's taxonomy places the organism in Eukaryota, Viridiplantae, Streptophyta, Magnoliopsida, Lamiales, Orobanchaceae.
AUGCAUCAAUACUUGAGGCAAAGAGUUGACAAAAAAUUUGUGCAGAAAAACACAAGAUACUGGGAGUUCAGUGAGGAAUCCAACACAUGGGUUGAGCUGAAACUUCCCUAUGAUCUAAUCUCCUGUGUCAAUGAUAACUGUACUGUGGUUGACACAAUCCAGAGCUCUGAUCAUCAUCAUGAAGACAGAGAGAUUGAGGGCUCUACUGAUCAAGUGGACAACACAGAAAAGAUGAAGAAGAAGAAGAUAAAGAAGAAGAAAGUGAUCUCAUCAUAUCCUGUUUUGGCAGAGAGGAAAAGGAUUUCUUUGACCAAAAUGUCUGAGAGCUCAAUUUGGGUGACUGGGGAAAGUGGGUCAAUCUAUGAGAGGUUUUGGAAUGGGCUGCAGUGGGUGACUGCACCUCAUACUUUGCCGGUGUACGCCGGAUAUGCCGUUUCCGUGUUUCUCGUCAACCAUAGGAUUCUUGCUCUGUCUGAGGGCGGUCAACUGCAUCAGAUGCAGCUGAAUGCAGAAUCACAGCCAACAUGGGUCGAGCUCGUGCUAGAGUAUUUAAAUUGCGUCGACAAGGAGACGAAUCAACGUACUCCCGUUUUCCUUUCCAAUGGAGUUGUCUCGAAUGACAGGACGAGAAUGUAUGCCUGCACAAAAGAUGGGCAACUGUUGGAACUUAUUCAGGUUGAGCCUCCGAGCUGGACGAAUCACGGACGGCCACCUGGAGCAAUGGUUGCAGCAGUUACUGAUGCUAGUGCUAUUAGAGCAGGACUUGUGUUUAUUGUUAGUUCUGCAGGAGAUCUUUACGAGUAUGACGAGGCAUCAAAACCGGCAUGGAAAAAGCAUAUACGACAAGAAGGGUCCGAAAAGGAUACUGCCCUAGCACCAUCUAAUGCAUGCAGCUUGCAUGGACUAGUCGGACCCAAUUCAGUAUCCAUGUUCUUCUUUACUAAGGGGGGAGAGGUGAUUGAGAGACGACUGCAUCAGAGGAAGUGGAAAUGGGUGGUUCACGGGAAACCAAAAGGUCAUUUGGUGACCUCAAUCACUUGUAUUUCUUCUCAAGACGAGCCUACUGAAAAUUCAAACUCGUUAUAUGUCACGACUGAAGCUGGUUUUGUGUUUCAGUAUCAUCUUCAAAAGCGUCCAGAUCAAAAGUCGGAAGAAAAGUGGGUGAACCACGAGCACCCAGCGCAGGCAAGAGUCGCCAGGGGAAUCUCGGGCCUCGAGCUGCAGGCCGGACGAAUGAUGUUCCCACUAGACGACGGCCGGCUGGCUGAGCUCCACCUUUCGGGCCUCGGGGGAGAAAGCCACGGGCCGAGCCCGCCUCCCAGCAGUAGGCGCAAAUCUUCUGCCAAAUACGUUUGGUCCAUCUUAGACGCCCCAGAGUCCGAAGGGUGGAAUGCCGAGUACUGCACCCAUGAACGUGGGCCCUCUAACUGCCUGGUGGGCACAAAAGACGAAUUCGGGCGAAGAAAAGACGGGAAAACACAGCAGAACUACCUGAUCCCGGACGAAAGGCGGCCUAAUUCAUUGAUAAACGAGCACGAGGGGAUCAAAACACUGUUCCGCCUUCGGUUAAUGCAUGUGGGGAAGUCGUUUUUCAUCAUAACCGAUGAAGGCUUGACGUACGAGUGCUUGAAAACAGAGAACGUGUGGGUGUGGCUUGAACACGAGUAUCCGUUGGAGAUAAAAGGCAUUCUAGGAAGAUACAACGGGAGCUUGUUUGUGGUGGACGAGAGGGGGAGCUUGAUUGCAAGGGAGAGGGGAGGGGAGGACUUGGUGUGGAUCAACUGUAGCUCGAUUACAAGGGGGAAGGCCGUGGCUACUGGCCGGCCGUGGGAGUGGGACGGGAUGCUAGGCCAACAAAACAGUGUCUGGCCGGAGAACGUCAUUUUCUUCGUCAGCAAAAGCGGGAAGCUCAUGGAGUUCAGUGUGGCCCUCCGCAACUUCAAAUGGAAAGACUGCAAAAGCCCACCCGGCACGAGAGUCUCCAGCAUAGUCGAUCAAGAAGGCUUCAGGAACAACAUUGUGUUUGUGAUUGGCAAAGAUGGUCGACUCUACCAAUACAACAAGGUGACGGGCCUGUGGCACGAGCACCACCAGUCGCAGCACCUAAUCUUAUCAAGAUCGACUGGGACACCUGCAAGGCCAUCCCCUGGCUCACUCAGGGGAUCCCUCUUCAUGCUGUCUGAAGAAGGUGGGCUGGUCGAGUACCGGUGGAGCCCGGGCGACGGGUGGGAGUGGGUAGAGCACGGCAGGCCGCAUGUCAACGUGAGACUGGUGGGUGCACCCGGGCCAUGCUUUUUGGGGACCGAGCUCUUCUUGAUCGGGUCGGAUGGGAAUGUAUACUUGAGGUACUCCGAUGAUGGAGACUGGAAAUGGGAGGAUCUCGGGUUUCCUUACAUGCGUGAUGGGAAGGAGGAAAAGGGGGGAUUUCAAGCCGAGGAAUCGACAAGGAUCGAUCAAAAUUGUAACCCGAAGGUAUCAUCCACCAGACCAAUCGCGUUUUCUGGAGACUCGUUAAUAUAUGAGCUGCAAGAUAACAGGCUGGCAGAAUUGAGUCGGAAGGAAGACGGAAGUUGGGUAUGGUCGCGCACGAUUGCUACCCCAAUGACCUUAUGCACAGCCAACUACUGGACUUAA